This is a messenger RNA of Spinacia oleracea (spinach), 4113 nucleotides long. RefSeq lists its product as uncharacterized. Bases 255 to 1892 code for a protein of 545 amino acids. The transcript has 12 exons. Lineage: Eukaryota; Viridiplantae; Streptophyta; Magnoliopsida; Caryophyllales; Amaranthaceae. The record is from RefSeq and is a predicted model, not a curated record.
AUAUGAAUAUAUGAUCCUGAAUCCUGAUACAUCUCUGAUUCUCUUCUUCACACAUCUAAUCAGUACGAAGUUGAAAAAUUGGUACAUCUCCAGGAACAUCAAUCUGCAUAAAAUAAUGUUUCAAAUCCUAAAAUACGGAAUAUCAAGCUUAUAAAAUCUUGAAUACAGCAAGAUUCCCCUGGAAUACUAUUUGAAGAAAAAGCUGCAAAACUGAUACCUUGCAGUCUGAAAAGAAAGGACUAGUAGUGGGGAAAAUGGCAGAAGCAAAAGUCAUCAUCAAGUACAUUGCUUAUGCCAUCUUCUUCAUCCCUAUCUGUAUCAUUCUUUUGCUGCUUGGACUUGUCAAAAGUGCAAUAUUCAACCCCUUUGUGUUUCUAGUGAUAGCUUUUGGGGUUACUGGUGUUGUAAUUGGGUUAUGGCCUUGCCAUCUCUUUUACAGCAUCUAUUGCAUAAUCAGGACCAAGAAAUUUGGGCCAUUUAUGAAGAUUGCGUUGAUCUUGCUGUCACCCCUACCAAUUGCAAUAUGGACAGUGGUUGGGGUGCUGGGCAGUGUGGUAAUGGCAAAAUAUUAUGCUUUUGUUUGGCCUGUUAUGGAAACUUUUAGGGCAAUUAGUACGGAAGGUUCAGUUCCUCAGAAGUUGUUCAGAUGCUUAACGAAUGGUACUUGGAGCAAUGUAUGGGGAGCGUGCACUAUUGUGCGCGAUUUUGCAGACUUCUCCUUCCAUUCUUUUUUCUCUGUGAUGGAUGGAUUGCUCGAAUCAAACGAAGAGGAGCCCAUUGAACUCAAAGUUUUGCAGCUUCCAGGGUGUGUUUUAAGUGCUGCUCUUGGAAUUGUGGUGGAUGUUAUUUUUAUUCCUUUGAUAACACUUUACAAAUCUCCGCUAUUACUUUUUAAAGGAUGGCAUCGUUUGGUACAAGAUCUUGUGGGGAGAGAAGGACCCUUCCUUGAAACUGUUUGUGUCCCCUUUGCCGGACUUCUUAUCCUCUUGUGGCCAAUUGCUGUCGUUGUAGCUAUUGUGUGCGGUGUUCUUUCAAGCAUUGGAUUCGGUUGCUAUGCUGCUGUAGUGGCAUAUCAGGAAGAAUCUACAAAGAAAGGAUUGCUCUAUGCCAUAGCAUCAGUGUCUAUUUUCGACGAGUACACUAACGACCUUCUUUAUUUGAGAGAAGGUUCUUGUUUUCCAAGACCUAAUUAUCGAGGAGGAGAAAGUUCCAGUUUUUCUUUACUUCCCGUAAAAGGACUACAUGAACAACUCGAUGGUGUGUACAAAAAGGAGCCUCUUCUGAGGACAACUUCAGCAAAGAAGAGAGCAUUAAAUUCCAUUAUGAUAUGGGACAAUUUCUUCAAAGGGUGUGAGCAAGCUGGAAAAGAUCUUCUUACAAAAGGAGCUAUCACAACUGCAGAUUUAAGCGCGUGGCAACAGUCAAAGAACAACCAGAUUAUCAAUGUAGGAGUUCCUGCUUAUGUAUUAGUGGAUUGCUUGCUUCGCUCUAUUAAAAGUGGCUCAACAGGAUUUCUUUUGGGUAACAAUGUAGAGAUGACAGGUCUGAACAGGCCCGAGGGAAAGGUGUUUGAUUGGUUAUUUGAACCAAUGAGUAUCAUGAAAGAACAGCUUAGAAACCUGAAAUUGACAGAGUCUGAAGAGUUGUAUCUCUCCAAGUUGUCUCUUUACCGUGGAGAUACAGCAAGGAUGGCAGCUUGGGACAAUGGUGGUGCGCCUCCACGUGAAGAAAUCAGGAGAGCACAAUUAGAGGGUUUAAGUAGAAGGCUGCAGGGCUUCUGUUUGACAAUCUCAAGGCUGCCAACAUCUCGGCGAAAAUUCAUUCAAGUUGACAAGGAAAUUGCUCAAGAAUUAAACCGAGGGUCAAUUUCUUUAGGAUCAGGAGCAGUAUGAAUUCACUUUGGCAUCUCACAAAUACUGAUGACAAAGCUAUAAGGGAUCGGUCAGUUUUUACUACAUUCUUUUUCUGAUAGUAUUAAAGUUAUAGUUGGAAACUUAGUAUAAGAAAUCGCUAUCUUACUGUAUCAAUACUCGAUGUAGAAACAACCUUAUGUAGCCAUUUUUUCUCUUAGAAGUCAUAAAUAUUGAAAGUUUCUAGUACAUAAUCAAGUUUGCACUUUCUGACAAACUAUCCUGAUGUGCUUGAGUUCUUCACUUCUGUGGUUCUGCCUAAGUUUUACUUCUUUGAAAAUACCACAAAACCUUUGAGGUAAAAGGGGGAGGCAAAAAGAAACCCUUAUUCAGGCAAAAAGAAAUGCUACCAGCUACGUUCGAGAUUCUACAUUGGAUCAGUGAAACUUUUGUAAUUUAAGUUCUAAGUACUUAAAAAAUCAUUCUUUAACUUGAGUUAUCAAAAAGUAAAUAGUAUGGAUCGAGUUAUAGCUUAUGUUCUGAGAUGUUGAACUUUAAUACGGAGUACAGAGCAAUUUCUUACAGUAAUUGCAGGAUUACAGUCAUUAUACAGGCUGUUUAGGUUAUGUAAUUUGUUGAUGGUAAUGAUUGUAGACAUGUAUAUAAAGCUAAUUAGUUAGAAAUAACAUCCAAAUUAAUUAUAAUGUUAAUUUAGUUAAGUAUAUUUUAUAGGAUCGGUUCAUUGGAUCUUAGAAUCGUAUAAUCACAUUAGUUUUAAGAUCCCAAACUUUUGGUACAAGCUUUACUGACAGUACGUAGAACAGAACUAAAUUUUCCCUCUCCUUCUUUCCUUCCCUGGUCUCAAAAAAGAAAAAGCAAAAAGAAGCAAUCUUUAAACCCUACGUUACUAUUAAGAUUUGGCGUUUUGAUUUUCUUGGAGAUGGGUUCUUCAUCCGACAAACACCCACAAUUCUUCAAAGUGUUUCAACCACAAACUUCUUCUGAAAAAUUGGUAUGUUUGUUUUUUUUUUCAUUCAAUUUUACAAAGUUCCAUUGUUUUUUCCCCUGUUUUCAUUGAUGCUUCAUGAUUUCGUUCUGUAUAAGUGUUCAGUUUCUUUAAUUUUUGUAUAAUUAUAAAGAUGAACAAUUUUAAAUUUAAUUUCGGUUGAUCGAGGUCGGAUUCUUCAUUGCGUUAAUGUCUGCAACCGAGAAUUUGUUGAAUUGUUGUUAAUUGACUAUGUAAACGUUCAAUGUUAUGACCCACCUACAAGAGAUGGGUGGCUGUUUCAAUCACAGUUUAUGAUGAUUCAGAAACGUUCAAUGUUAUGAAAAUUGAAUAUUUUGUAGAUGCUCCCACCUGCAUUUGAAAGCAAGUUAUCUGGAGAAAUUCCAAGCAGAGUGGUCUUGAAAAAAAAAAAUUAAUAUGGUUGAUUAAUGUGGUUAGAAUUGAUGGUAGAUUACACUUUGAAGGUGGCUGGUCUAAAUUUGUGUUGGAUAAAUUCCUUGAGUUUUGGGGAAUUUAUGGUGUUUAAGUAUAAUGGACAACGUACUUUCGACAUUUUGAUCCUUGGGAGAGAUGGAUGUAAGAAGGAAUCCGGUAAUGCGGAGGAGACUGAAGAUUCAGAGGAAGUAGUAAAACAUGUAGAUGAUGAUGAUUACGGUAAUGCAGAGGAGACUGAAGAAUCAGACUAUCAGAGGAAGAACAUGUAAAACAUGUAGAUGAUGAUUACGAGGAGGAGGAGGAGAAGGAAGAUGAUGAUGAUGAUGAUGAUUACACAGUGCCUAAACACUUUUCACCUAAGUACAAUUACAACUCUGUGCAAGGCAGAACCAACUCCAUUUGGGGAUAAAGAAUGGAAGAAUUCGCGAGGAGGAAUACUUGAGGAAUUUCUGAAGGAUUUGAGCAGAAUAAAUGCUUGGUUUUAGCAGAAAUCAGGUCUGUUAUAGGGAAUUCAGUCAUAAAAUUUUAACAGCAAUGAAAGAUUUCAUUCGAGUUUAGGAUGUAUUGGAAGUUGAAGAAACUGUUGAAGCACUCUCAUAGGAUUGAUAUGAGCAGAAGCAUUGGUUGAAAGAUUUGACUCACUAAUCGUGCAACUAUGUGGUUGUUUCUACUGUCAAUCUCGUGUUUUUUUCCCUUGUUUCUCUGUAUUUUAGUUUCUGCAAGUUGUACAAGAGGUGUGUUUAUUGACAUGGUUUAGUCUAUGCUUCAGCAGUUUAAGGCAAACGUGGUUAAUGAGAAAGUUCUCGUUCUUUUUCUUGCAAA